GAGGAUAUCGGGAAGGACGACCGGAUAUAUAGCGCCUGACCCACAAUGCAUUGCACACACGACCGUGGAUACGUAACCAGACAACAACGCUGCACAAAAAGUUGGUGCUAUGCGUUGACACUUCCCCGGUGCCUCGCAGCGCGUUUCGGUCCACUAUCUGAAUUCAGCCGUUCACUCAAACAGAAGGCAUGAGCGCGCUUCGCAAGGUGGUGAGCUACGCGUGGUGCGCGCUGGCAGUGGGCGGCGGGCUGGGUCUGUGGUACAUCGUGGUACCGUCCGAGGAGCGCAAGAAGGAGAUGGUGAAGAACCUCCCGGAGGCGAACCCGCUGCGGGCGGAGGAGACGCGCCGGCGGAACGCGCUGAUGAUGCAGGUCCUGAAGGAGGCCGCCGAGACCGACGCCAACCUGGCCCGGGGCAUCGGGAGGUGAGAGGACCGGGGAGCCCAAGGUCCACCUGCCCCCCGGACCUGCUGGGACCCCCAGAGCCACCUGGACCCCCUGGGCUGGGCUGAGCAGGGCGGGGGCCCUGGUGGUCCUUCACCCCACAUCGUCUCAUCCUGUUGGUGCUCUGCUUGAAGCUAAUCAGAGCUCCAAGAGUCUUGAUGCUGGUCAGAGGGUUGACCCUGGAUUAAACUGGUUUAAACUGGACUGAACCCCUCUCUAGGUGUUCUAGAGGGUUUAAACUGGUUUAAACUGGACUGAACCCCUCUCUAGGUGGCUGUGUUCCUCUGAUGUGAGGACGUAUGAUAAUAUAGCAUAAGAACCAUAACCAUAGCAACCGGCACUGUGAGGAAUAUUUCAACAUGUUUGUGUGUUUUGGUUCAGUUUUAUAUAUGUCAUUAAAAGAACAUCUGUCAACUCCA
Molecule: messenger RNA, 862 nt
Organism: Gadus morhua (Atlantic cod)
Lineage: Eukaryota; Metazoa; Chordata; Actinopteri; Gadiformes; Gadidae
Gene: uqcc3
Product: ubiquinol-cytochrome c reductase complex assembly factor 3
Exons: 2
Coding region: 189-428 (79 amino acids)
Biological process (GO): mitochondrial respiratory chain complex III assembly
Source: RefSeq, a predicted model, not a curated record